Molecule: messenger RNA, 963 nt
Organism: Perognathus longimembris pacificus (Pacific pocket mouse)
Lineage: Eukaryota; Metazoa; Chordata; Mammalia; Rodentia; Heteromyidae
Product: olfactory receptor 8K3-like
Exons: 1
Coding region: 1-963 (320 amino acids)
Biological process (GO): G protein-coupled receptor signaling pathway; sensory perception of smell
Cellular component (GO): membrane
Molecular function (GO): olfactory receptor activity; odorant binding; G protein-coupled receptor activity
Source: RefSeq, a predicted model, not a curated record
AUGGAGACACACAACUUCACCAUGGUGACUGAGUUCAUCCUGAUGGGCAUCACGGAUCGUCCCGAGCUACAGGCGCCACUGUUCGCACUAUUCCUCAUCAUCUACCUCAUCUCAACUGUGGGCAACUUGGGCAUGGUCAUCCUCACCACGGUGGACUCCAGGCUGCAGACCCCGAUGUACUUUCUUCUCCGACACCUGGCUCUCACUGAUCUUGGUUAUUCCACAGCUGUGGGACCCAAAAUGAUGUCAAAUUUUGUUACAGAACAGAAUACAAUAUCUUAUUAUUGCUGUGCCACACAGUUGGGAUUCUUUCUUGUGUUCAUUGCUUGUGAAUUAUUUAUUCUGUCGGAUAUGUCCUAUGAUCGCUAUGUAGCCAUCUGUAACCCACUGCUCUACACUGUUAUCAUGUCACAAAGAAUGUGUCAUAUACUGGUGGCAAUCCCCUAUAUCUAUUGCACAUGUGUGUCUUUUCUCAUCACUAUAAAGAUUUUCACUUUAUCCUUCUGUGGCAACAACGUUGUCAGUCAUUUCUACUGUGACAGCCUUCCCUUGUUAUCUUUGCUCUGCUCAGACACACAUGAAAUUGAAGUGAUAAUGCUGUUCUUGGCAGCCUUUAAUUUACUUUCAUCUCUUCUGAUUGUGCUUGUGUCCUACUUGCUCAUUCUCAUCACCAUUCUCAAAAUGACUUCAGCUGAAGGCAGGCACAAAGCUUUCUCCACAUGUGGGUCCCACCUGACUGUGGUCAUAGUCUUCUAUGGGACGUUGAUAUUUAUGUAUGUGCAACCCAAGUCCAGCCACACUUUUGACACUGAUAAAGUGGCUUCCAUCUUUUACACUCUGGUUAUUCCUAUGUUGAAUCCCUUGAUCUAUAGCCUGAGGAACAAAGAUGUCAAAUUUGCCCUGCAAAGAGCAAUGGAAAAAUGUGUAUCUUUCCUCAAACCUUGUAUAUGGUGUGAAUUCUAA